Molecule: messenger RNA, 3447 nt
Organism: Dissoconium aciculare CBS 342.82
Lineage: Eukaryota; Fungi; Ascomycota; Dothideomycetes; Mycosphaerellales; Dissoconiaceae
Product: 26S proteasome regulatory complex, non-ATPase subcomplex, Rpn2/Psmd1 subunit
Exons: 3
Coding region: 1-3447 (1148 amino acids)
Biological process (GO): regulation of protein catabolic process; proteasome-mediated ubiquitin-dependent protein catabolic process
Cellular component (GO): nucleus; proteasome regulatory particle, base subcomplex; proteasome storage granule
Molecular function (GO): enzyme regulator activity
Source: RefSeq, a predicted model, not a curated record
AUGGUUGGCCUCACGUCGGCGGCCGGCCUGGUGGGCUAUCUCUCAGAGCCCGCUCCGGAGCUGCAAGUGUUUGCGCUGGAACAAUUGAACGAGGAGAUGGACAGUGUCUGGACUGAGGUAUCUGCAUCGAUCGGACAAAUACAUUCUGACAAAUAUGACUCAAACAGAGAGGCACUUUUCGAGGACGAACAAUUCCCGCAUCGACAACUUGCAGCUUUGGUGCUUUCCAAGGUCUACUACCAGCUCCAAGAGUAUGAUGAGUCGAUGGUCUUCGCCCUCGGAGCUGGCAAACACUUCGACCCGGAUGUUAGCGGAGAGUAUGAGGAAACGAUCGUAGCCAAAUGUGUCGACACAUACAUCGCUCUCUGCGCGCUGCACAAUCCUCCUACAGUGGCGUCCGUCGCUCGGCAGAAUUCCGAAACACCAGGUGUUGGCAAUGCGAGCAACGUUGCUACUUCUCCCACAACGCCAUUCUCGCAAUCAGCUGCUCCCUCGAAAUCAUUGCUGUCCCGUGAGGGUGAGAAGCAGUGGGACACAUCGGCUCCCGGCGGCGGUAAUGCAGGUGUUAUUGGUGCACACCCGCAGCCUCUGACCUUGCCGCUGCAAGUAAAGAAGAGUCUGCACGGCAUCAUUCGCCGCAUUUUCGAGCAUUGUUAUAGCAAUGGCGAUUAUAAACAGGUCGUCGGUAUCGCUGUGGAGGCUCGCAACAUAGAUGUUCUCCGAGAGGUCAUUCUCCGUUCAAGUCAAGACGAAAAGAGCAAGGGCAAGAAGGCAGCGGCAACUGCGGGUCAGACAGAGGACCUGAUGGAAUACGUCCUGGAUAUUUGCAUGAACGUAGUACAAGAGCGGGAGCUUCGCAAUGAGAUCUUGAGGUUGAUCCUCGAUCUGCUCAAUGAGAUCCCCAAUCCUGACUACUUUGCGAUUGCACGAUGUGUGGUCUAUCUCAACCAGGAGUCUAUGGCAUCCAACAUGCUCCGCAAGCUCGUGCAGAAGGGUGAUGGGAAGUCUCUGGCGAUCGCAUACCAGCUCUCCUUUGACCUAUAUGAGAAUGGCACCCAGGAGUUCCUGCAAAAGAUCAUGGACGAACUUCCCGAGGCAGAGUCAGAGAAGUCAGACGAUCCGCUCAAUGGUGGGGCAGCCCAGUCAGCGACAACACGACCGAAUACCAACGAGGACGCAGCCGAGUCAGAACAGUUGCUCACCGAGUUGAACGAUAGCGCAGGCGCACCGCACACCUCAACCAUUGUCACUUCUAGAACGAAGCCCAAGCCGGAGAGCGAUGACCAGCAAAAGGCGUUCACGUUGGUGCGAGAAAUCCUACGAGGCACCAAGACCAUCGAAUUUAACCUUGAGUUUCUUUACCGCGCAGCGCAUACCGAUCGCUCGAUCCUCAACAAGAUCCGGGACUCACUUGAGGCAAGAAACAGCAUAUUCCACGCCUCGUUGACCUUCGCUGUGUCAUUCAUGAACGCUGGAACGACCAUUGACGGCUUCUUCCGCGAGAACAUGGAUUGGCUGGGGCGAGCACACAACUGGAGCAAGUUCACUGCUACCGCAGCUUUGGGUGUCAUUCAUCGAGGCAAUCUCAGCAACGGCAAGAAAUUACUCAGCCCAUACCUGCCAAAAGAUAAUUCCACCACGGGCGCUGGCAGCACAUACAGUAUGGGAGGAUCACUAUACGCCCUGGGAUUGAUCUAUACCAACCACGGCACCCAUGUCCUUGACUACCUGCGUACCCAGUUCAAGGCCACACAAGAGGAGGUCAUCCAGCACGGCGGUGCUCUCGGAUUGGGUGUUGCUGGAAUGGCCACCGGAAAUGAGGAAAUCUACGAGGAACUCAAGACCGUCCUCUACACCGACUCCGCCAUCAACGGUGAAGCAGUGGGUUUGUCCAUUGGCUUGGUAAUGCUCGGCACUGGAAACCUUAGAGCACUCGACGACAUGCUGCAAUACGCCCGUGACACACAGCACGAGAAGAUUGUGCGUGGUCUCGCUCUUGGAAUGGCACUCAUCAUGUAUGGUCGACAAGAAGGUGCGGACGAGCUCAUUGGCGGUCUGCUCGAGGACGCCGACUCAGCACUUCGUUACGGUGGUGUCCUGACGGUCGCGCUUGCCUACUGUGGCAGCGGAAGCAAUAAGGCCGUUCGCCGACUCCUGCAUAUCGCGGUCUCUGACGUCAGCGACGACGUUCGAAGAGUGGCUGUGAUGAGCUUGGGCUUUGUACUUUUCCGGAAACCCGGAAGCGUCCCACGCAUGGUCGAACUCCUUGCCGAAAGCUAUAACCCGCACGUUCGAUACGGAGCGACCAUGGCUCUUGGUAUCGCAUGUGCCGGUACCGGACUGGACGACGCAGUCGACCUCUUGGAGCCCAUGAUGAAGGACUCUGUCGAUUUUGUCCGCCAAGGCGCGUUCAUCGCUUUGGCCAUGAUCAUGGUGCAACAGAAUGAUGCCAUGAAUCCUAAAGUCAGCUCGCUCCGCAAGCAGCUACAAAAGGCGAUUGGCGACAGGCACGAAGAUGCAAUGGCGAAGUUCGGUUGUGCAUUGGCACUAGGCAUCAUUGACGCAGGUGGACGAAACUGCACCAUCGGUCUCCAGACACAGACCGGCAAUCUGAACAUGGCUGCCAUUGUGGGCAUGGCUGUCUUUACACAGUACUGGUACUGGUUCCCGCUUACUCACUUCCUUGCCCUCUCCUUCACACCGACGUCAAUCAUCGGAGUCGACUCCGAUCUUGAGUUGCCGAGCUUCAAGUUCCACAGCAACACUCGGCCUUCCCUUUUCGACUAUCCUCCUGAAGCUGAGGUCAAGACCGAAGAAGCGCCCGUGAAGGUAGAGACGGCCGUGCUUUCGACCACUGCAGCGGCCAAACGCAGGAAGUUGGCCAAGGACCGACAGAACCGACGAGAGAGUAUGGACAUUGAUCCUGCUCCGUCAACACCCAAGGCCGAUGCGGGCGACGCUGACAAGAUGAACCUGGACGAGAGCGCUGUCGACACUGGCAAGAGUGGCGAGGAGAAGGAAAAGUCGACGGAGAAGGAAGUCAGUAAGAAGAAGGCGGAGAAGGUUGGCUACGAUGUGGAAAACAUGAGUCGGGUGCUACAACCUCAGAUCAAGUACAUCAGCUUCGCAUCCGAUGGGAGGUAUCAGCCAGUCAAGAAGCCAACCGGAGGAGUCAUCUUACUCCACGACACACGUCCUUCGGAGCCCAAGUCUCUCUUGGAGCUCAAAGCACGCAAGAAAGCAGCGCCCGCCGCUGCGCCCGGUGCUGCUGCCAACACCUCGACUACCGACACCAUCAUGGCUGAUCUAGGACUCAGCACCGUUUCUGGCGCUGCUGCAGCCGCAGGCGUGCUCACCGCCGUAGACGAGGACGAUGAUGACGAAGAGGCGCCCGUCCCUGAUGACUUCGAGAUGGACGAUGACGAAGAAGGGGAUGGAGACGAAUAA